CCCCAUGGGGCCAAAUCCAGCAGCAGCUUCGGGCGACAGACUGCCGCUGCAACCCAGUUACUCGGUCGAGAACAUCCCCUAUGCUGGCGGCAACUACCACGACGACUACGAUCCGCGCCCCGGUGGCCCUCGCCACGACAGCGAUUACUCCUUAGAUCCCCAAGCGCAUCACGAUGCCUACUACAACCAGCCCUACGACCCGUCACCGCACGAAGAGGACCCGCACCACGCGUACGGCACACAGCCAGACCACUACUGGCAGGAUGAAGAUGCGGGAAGGCCUAUGAUCCAGGGCCAAAACUCCUAUGGCCCAGAUCCGCACGACAUGCACGACCAUGACAUGGACCAACACCCUGAGAACCCGUUCCACGACGAGCCUGCGCCCGUCCCGACACCUGCGCCGAUUAAGCGAUGGAAGACGGUAAAGGAAGUGCAGCUGUUCAAGGGCAACUUGGUGCUAGACUGCCCGAUCCCGCCGCGGUUACUGAAUCAGGUACCGCAUGCACAGCCUCCAGAGCGUGACGAGUUCACCCAUAUGCGUUACUCAGCCGCCACCUGCGAUCCUUCAGAUUUCGAUGCAGAGCGCUUUACGCUGCGCCAAAAGCUGUUCGCCAAGCCGAGGCAUACCGAGCUGUUCAUCGUCAUCACCAUGUACAAUGAGGAGGACGAAUUGUUUGCCCGCACCAUGACUGGUGUGAUCAAGAACAUCGAGUACAUGAACUCCAGGACAAACAGCAAAACGUGGGGCAAGGACGCGUGGAAGAAGAUCGUAGUGUGCGUCGUCAGCGACGGACGUGCUAAAAUCAACCCGCGCACGCGCGCUGUCUUGGCUGCACUCGGUGUUUACCAGGAUGGUAUCGCUAAGCAACAGGUCAACGGGAAGGACGUGACUGCGCAUAUUUACGAGUACACAACUCAGAUGACACUCGACAUCAAGAAGGGUGUCGUUGGCGUUAAGAAGGGCAACACCCCUGUUCAGAUGCUGUUCUGUUUGAAAGAGAAGAACCAGAAGAAGAUCAACUCCCAUCGAUGGUUCUUCCAGGCUUUCGGCCAGGUGCUCGACCCUAACAUCUGCGUGCUCAUCGACGCCGGUACAAAGCCUGGCAAAGACUCCGUCUACCAGCUAUGGAAGGCCUUCGACCUUGAGCCCAUGUGCGCAGGCGCUUGUGGUGAGAUAAAGGCUAUGUUAGUUCAUGGGAAAAAGCUGCUGAACCCGCUCGUCGCGACUCAAAAUUUUGAGUACAAGAUGAGUAACAUUUUGGACAAGCCUCUAGAGUCAGCAUUCGGUUUCAUUACCGUGCUUCCAGGUGCUUUCUCUGCCUACCGCUACGUCGCUCUGCAGAACGACAAGACUGGCCAAGGACCAUUGGAGAAGUACUUUGCUGGUGAGAAGAUGCACGGUGCCAACGCCGGUAUCUUCACAGCCAACAUGUACCUUGCCGAGGAUCGAAUUCUGUGUUUCGAACUGGUCUCCAAGAGGAACUGUCACUGGAUCCUGCAGUACGUCAAGUCUGCGACCGGUGAGACGGAUGUGCCCACAACCAUGGCGGAGUUCAUCAGCCAGCGUCGUCGUUGGCUAAACGGAUCCUUUUUCGCUGCUGUAUACGCUCUGGCCCAUUCAUUCGACAUCUUCCGCAGUGACCACUCGUUCCUGCGCAAGACCAUGUUCCUCGUCGAAUUCGUCUACCAAACUAUCAGCAUGCUCUUCGCCUGGUUCGCUCUCGGUAACUUCUUCCUGGUCUUCCGCAUUCUCACUGCAUCUCUUCAAAACGAACUCGGCGUCACUGGAAAGGUUCUGUUCAUCAUCUUCGAAUGGCUGUACAUUGCUGUCCUGAUCACAUGUUUCAUCUUAUCGCUUGGUAAUCGACCGCAAGGAUCGAACAAGUGGUACAUGUCGAUGGUGUACUUUUGGUGCAUCAUCAUGUCGUACCUCAUGUUUGCUUCGAUCUUCAUCACCGUCAGAUCUGUGCAAAGCCAAAUCAGAAAGAACAAUGGUUUCAACGCCGCGGAUCUGCUGAAGGAUAAGAUCUUCGCAACCCUGAUUAUCUCACUACUCUCGACGUAUGUGAUGUGGCUGGUUGUCUCAAUCAUCUUCCUCGAUCCAUGGCACAUGUUCACUUCCUUCAUCCAGUAUCUGCUCAUGACACCCACGUACAUCAACAUCCUCAACGUCUACGCCUUCUGCAACACGCACGACAUCACCUGGGGCACCAAGGGUGACGACAAGCCGGAGAAGCUACCUUCAGUCACCACAAAGGCCGACGGUAAAGCCGACAUCCACGCACCGACCGACGAUGCGGAUCUCAACACCCAGUACGAGGCUGAGCUACACGUCUUCAGCACCAAAUGGAAGGAGGACAAGAAGAUCCCAUCACCCUCCGAGAAGCAAGAGGACUACUACAAGGGCUUCCGAUCGGGUGUCGUGCUGUUCUGGAUGUUCUGCAACCUGGCGUUGUCUGCUCUCGUGCUCCAAGCCGGUGGGCUGGAGCUGACUGUCAGCAACCCCGACGAGGCGCAGGAAAAGGCCAACCAGGCAUCUACCAUUUACCUUGCGGUUGUGCUUUACAGUGUGGCUGGUCUCGCUGCAUUUAGGUUUAUUGGAGCCAUGUGGUUUUUGGUUGUGCGAAUGUUCCGCGGUGUUUGA
Parastagonospora nodorum SN15 is the source of this 2644-nucleotide messenger RNA. RefSeq lists its product as hypothetical. NCBI's taxonomy places the organism in Eukaryota, Fungi, Ascomycota, Dothideomycetes, Pleosporales, Phaeosphaeriaceae. Gene Ontology annotation, molecular function: chitin synthase activity. The record is from RefSeq and is a predicted model, not a curated record. Gene Ontology annotation, cellular component: cell septum; cell periphery. The transcript is spliced from 4 exons. Bases 5 to 2644 code for a protein of 879 amino acids.